Clupea harengus (Atlantic herring) is the source of this 1576-nucleotide messenger RNA. It is a transcript of the gene hmx3a, whose product is annotated as H6 family homeobox 3a. Lineage: Eukaryota; Metazoa; Chordata; Actinopteri; Clupeiformes; Clupeidae. The record is from RefSeq and is a predicted model, not a curated record. Gene Ontology annotation, cellular component: nucleus. Gene Ontology annotation, biological process: regulation of transcription by RNA polymerase II. Gene Ontology annotation, molecular function: RNA polymerase II transcription regulatory region sequence-specific DNA binding; DNA-binding transcription factor activity, RNA polymerase II-specific.
UGUCCCUAGCUCUCACUCACUCACUCACUCGCUCCCCCUCUCUCUCCCUCUCUACUUCCCAUCUCUUCCUUAAUCCUAUUUGCCAUUGUACGUGCCCAAUCGCCGUAUACUUUCCGCGUUUAACUUGGAUGACAUUUUUAUUUCAUCAUUAGCAUCCGGCGCCAGCUUGACGCAGCGAGCAGAGCUCCAUUUCAAUCGAGGAUCUCUUUCAAGAUUUGCAAGAUGCACGAUUAAUCUUACCUUUGUUUUUCUAGUAUUUUUCUUAAUUUGAACGCUAUUGCUGACUGCUUGUUCGCCGGCAGAGCACCGACUUUUGAAAUCCCACAACCAACAUUGGAGGACCUUCGCCGAAAUACGAUUGCCUUGCUGCCACAGCCUGCACAGGAAGUUUUAACCCGUUUAUUUUGUGGUCGAAGGCGUUAGAUACAAACAUACGCCGUCAUGCCUGAGACGACGCCAGAGACGUGUGCGCCGGCCAAAGACUCCCCGUUUUUCAUCAAAAACCUGCUGAACUGUGACAGCAAGCCAUCCAAACCAAGACCCAUGUUCGCACCAGCGAAAGUCGGACUGGAAGGCGGUUUUUCACUGUCGCAAGUCGGGGACCUUCACUUUCCACGCUUCGAUUUCCCCACACAGAGGUUUGCGCUACCUGCAUAUCUCGAACGUGCAUCGGCUUGGUGGUACCCGUACACGAUUAGUCCCUCCUCGCACCUCCACAGAGCCACAGAAGAAAAAGCCAGUGUCAGAGAUUCCUCUCCAACUUCUGCCGGCACCGAUCGCGACUCUCCAGACCUGGUGCUCAAGGCCGAGCCAGACGUCAAAGAUGAGGAAGACGACAAUAAAAGCGCGGACGAGAUAGUGCUGGAGGAAAGCGACACCGACGACACGAAGAAGGAGGGUGGUGUAGACGAGUGGAAGAGAAGCGAGGACGGCAGCGACAAGAAGCCCUGUCGGAAGAAGAAGACGCGGACUGUGUUUUCUCGGAGUCAGGUAUUCCAGCUUGAGUCCACCUUCGACAUGAAGCGCUACCUGAGCAGCUCGGAGAGGGCCGGCCUGGCCGCCUCUCUGCACCUCACAGAGACACAGGUGAAGAUCUGGUUCCAGAACCGGAGAAACAAGUGGAAGAGACAGUUGGCCGCCGAGCUGGAGGCGGCCAAUCUGAGCCAUGCGGCGGCUCAAAGGAUUGUGCGAGUACCCAUUCUCUACCACGAGAGCUCGAUCUCAGAGAAUGGAGGCGCCCCGGGCUCUGUCCCUGUCAGCCAACCGCUCCUAACGUUUCCUCACCCUGUAUAUUAUUCACACCCAGUCGUUACAUCCAUGCUUAGACCGGUUUGAAGUCUAUUUCAUUUGAAUUCUUACAUUUUUUGAAAAUGUCAUGACAUAAUAAGAAGGCAGUACGCCAUACGAUAACCAUAACAGCAACCUAUUUUUGCAAUCCAGACAAAAUAAGCAUGAAAGAGGGGAUUUCCAAGAGUGAGAAAUGUAUUUUAAGUUAAACAUAAACCAUUAUUGUUAUUAUUAUUAUUAAUAUUAUUAUUAAUAAUACUAUUAUUAUUAAAUGAAACAGUUGUCUAUU